Molecule: messenger RNA, 5393 nt
Organism: Coccinella septempunctata (seven-spotted ladybird)
Lineage: Eukaryota; Metazoa; Arthropoda; Insecta; Coleoptera; Coccinellidae
Product: titin homolog
Exons: 10
Coding region: 183-5279 (1698 amino acids)
Source: RefSeq, a predicted model, not a curated record
CAACAAAGCUGUCAAAUUCAAAAUGUUUGACGGUUAGACUGUUUGCGUUUAUGUACUAAAGUUUUAAAUAUAUUGACGCUAAACAUUCAAUUUUGAGAUAUAGUUGUUAUUAAAUAAUUUUGUUUAGGAAGAAUUAUUCGCAGGACUUUUUGGAACUGUAUAAAUGUAAUAUAAAGCAUAUAAUGGAAAGAAAUGUUAACUGCAGUGUAGGGACAGAAUCUUCAGAAUCUGAAGUUGGGGAAACUACAAACAGUCCCAAUUUCACAGCACUUCUGAAUAAAGCAAGGGAGAAUAUAUGUGGUGCCAAAAAUUUACACAACAUAGUAGAUUCGGUGGCAAAUGAUAUUAAAACAAAUUAUAGAAAAUCGAUUGUAAAGAGAGCAGUUCAUCCGGUUCUGGUUUGUAGUACCCCCUUCUCCACUCAAAAAACAAAAAAUGAAGAUUCUUUUUCGAAUUUCUCUACCUUAUCAGGAUUAUCUGAUCAGCCAAAAAAUGAAAAACUUCCUAGUAACAAAGAGAAGAAGAGAAGAGAAGAUAUCAAUAUUGAAAUUGGAAAGCCCGAUAUUUCCAUCAAGAACCAGGAAACAAAACCAGAAAUCGUCGAUCCAGAUGAAUUCAUUGAAAUUUCUGAUCAAGAACAAACUCUAACUGAAAACAAUGUGGAAGAGGAGUUGAAAAAAAAUUGUUCAGAUAAAAUUGAAUCUGCCACAUCCAAUGUUGAUAUCAGCAGUAAUAAGGAAGAAACAAAGAAAAAUAAGAAGGAUGAUAGUAAAAUUAUUAUUGUCAAGGAGAAAAGUAUAGAUAGAACAAGUAGAAAGAAGACCAGAUCUCCUUCUGAAGUGAAAAAAUCUUGCAUUGAGUACGAUUAUGUUACCGAGGACUCAGAGGAAGAAUCUGAAACAGUUCUUGAAAGAAGAAAAAGGAGGGAGAAGUUUUCAGCUGCGUUUUCCAAUCACAAAAACAGGAUGGUGAAAGUUCAUAAGGGAAGGUCAUUAUCCAGGAAAAGUAAAAAAUAUGUGAUAAUUACUGAGAGUUCUGAAGAUGAUAGGAAACAACGAAGGAAGCAUUCUGUUAAAAACCGAGAAGGAAGAGUGAUAAGAGUGCCACUCAGUGAAUCUGAUGUGGAAGUAAAAAGAAUCCGAAAACAAAGGGGCAUUUCGAGAUCUUCUCGUUACAAAUACCACGUAGUUGAUACAGAUACUUCUAUUUCCUCGGAACACUCUGAAAGUGACUCGUCUUCCUAUUAUGAGAGUAAAAAGCAGUAUCUGAAACACAAAAGUGAAAAAAAGGCAAAAAUUAGGGAUAAAAGUAGAUUGCAUAGACCCCAGUUCUCUCAAAACGUUAGAAGGGAAUAUUCUCGUGGGAGAAGAGAGACGAAAUUCCUUGCAGUCGACGAUAAUCAUUAUCGGGACAAAAGCAAGCGAUUGUCUAGAAAGGAUACUUUCAAUCUGCAGAGCAAAACUAACAGGAAAAAGGAAAAAUUUAGAGAUAUUGCACAUGACAUUUCUUCGUCUACGAUAGAAUCUACAAAAACGACAAAAGUUGUAGAUUUACUAUCCGAAAUUCGUAAUUUACUGACGGUUCAAAAAAAGGAAGAUUCAAAAGGUAAGAACAUCGUUCCGGAGAUUACAAAUGUAGCAAACCAUGAUACAAUCGACAAUAUGAAUAGAAAGGAGAUGGAUUUUCCUGUUGAGGCAAAAAAGGCAGAUAUGAGUACUAAUCAAAAUCUGAAAAAAACUAAGAGUGAUGAUGCUGACGCUAGCAAUAAGAUAGACAUUAAUACUAAUGAAAAUGUGGUAAAAACUAAAAAAACGCAUAAUUCCGACAUUGUCAAUAAGGCACACGUUAAAACUAAUGAAAAUCUGAAUAAAAUCAAAGGAGAUGACACUGAUGUGAUCAGUAGGACACAUAUUACUACUAACGAAAAUGUGAAAAAAGCUAAAAGGGACAAUGCCGACAUCAUCAAUAAGACACACAUAAAUACUGAUGAAAAUCUUAAAAAAGUUAAAAGAGAUAAUGUCGACAUGAUCACUAAGAGGCUCGUUAAAACUGGUGAAAAUUUGAAUAAAAUUAAAGGAGACGAUGCUGGUGUGAUCAAUGAGACACACGUUAAUGAUGAGCCGAAUCAAAAUGAAUUAGAACCUCCACUAACACCUUUGCUUCUGAAGCUGAAUAAGGUCAUUAAAGAUGAAGACUUGCAAUUUUACAGAGUCCGUAUGGAUCUGUUACGAGAACACAACAACAAGACAAAGAGAAAACUUUUGAGGAAAAUAGCGAGACAACCAAAUUCCUUCGAAUACAAUAAAAAGGCGAAGAUUUCGCUUUUUCGCAAUAACAAGCGUUGUAAAAAAAAGAAAUAUGUUUGUAGAAAAAAACUCGACGACGUUCUGGCUUCCCUAUCGAAAAAUAGCGCAAAGAAAAAUAGGAGAACGAAUACUAUUGGUGUGCAGACGUCUCUGAUUAAAACGCUGGAGGAUUCACAACCGAACGUCCGAGUAACUCGGUCGAAGGAUUCACCUAAAUCGGCGGAGCCUAACGCGGUGGAGCAUAAAAAAAAUUCCCCACUCGUGAAAUCGCCCUCCGAGAAAAAUUACCUGGAGAAACUUAGGGCGGAGUAUAUCAGUGAUUCUUUUGAAGUUUCCGUCGUCAGUACGGGGGCCCAAUCUUGCGAACAGAACGUGAUCAUACUGCAGAAUUUGACUGUUCAGAAAAAGCGAACAGAAGACGAUGUGGUUUCUUCUGAAGACGGUGAAAAAGUGACAGGGGAGUUGUUGACGAAGAACAAACCGAGAAUUCCGAUACACUGGGCGCCAUUGCCUUGCAACGUCGACGACAGUUCAUCGGAAAAUUUCAACGAGGAUCUGGAAUUAACACAGUCUGUUACCUCAACUGAAUCAACUUAUACUCCUGCUAUAAUAAUGGGGAAGGAUGCGAUGAAACCUGCCAAAGUAGAUAGAGCAGAGGAUGCACUGGAAUUUUCUAAAGGAAGAUCGCCACAAGACAAAUUAGGCAAAAAAGGUAAAGGUGGAAAGGAAAAUCAGAAGCCACCUUCGAAAAAAGACGUCAUCAACUCGCCCUCUAGUCAAAAUUCGCCGAUCGAUAGAAAGAAAAUGGCGAAAACCACAAGGAAAAUUUCGCCAGCAAGUGAAUCGGAUGAUGUGGUUCGGAUCCAGCAAGAAACGACGGAUAAAAACGAAUUUUUAGCGAAGAUGGAUCUGUCACCGCAUUCCGAAAAACACAGGGAGGUUCCGAACAAGUCCAAGAAAGAAUUACGGUGUAAACUGAACUUCGAAGACACCGAUACCGAGCCACUCGAUAUGGACAGCGGAAUUAAAAGCGACGAUUUGCCAUCUCCCAGAAAAACGGCGAUAGAAAGGAGGAAACAGCAGAUUGCACAAGGACGUGGCGUCGGAACGGAUAAAAAAGUUGUGUCUCCUCAUUUCGUCAAACCUUCCAAAGUUCCGGUGAGAAGCAAGAAAAAAUUGCCAUGCACUAAAUUGGAGCUCCAGGAUAGCGAUACUGAACUGCUCCAUACGGACGCUGGAAUAAAAAACGACGCGAUGGAAGGGAUGAAACGCACAUCGCCAAGAAGAAAACCUGCUGAAACCAGGGCUAGUGUCUCUCCCGACGAUUCUAGGGAACCUAAAAGCUUCGGAAGUAAACACAAACGUGAUAUCGCCGAAGAAAAUGUUCAGGAAAUGAAUAUGGAUAGUGGAAUUUCGAAUGGCAGUAGCGUGCCACCUUCAAACAAAAAAGAACAUAAUUUACCUGAGAUUUAUGUCCAGACAUCAGAAAUUCAAGAAACAGAGGCUUCUUCGCGGAAGACGCCUCAAGAAAACAACAUCUCUUCAUCUGAAAUUUCAGCCGACGUAUCUGAAGAAUACUUUGCGAAACCUGUGGGUGUCCCCAAAAAGAGUAAAAAGAAACCCAAGUCGCCUAUUUCGAAAAAAGACGCGGUGGUUGAGAAACAAGAGAAAAAGAAAGCGACGAAGAAACAGCCGAGUGCAAGAGCGAAAAAAAAUAAAGAAGCACCAGAGAAAAAUGAUUCGGAAGUAGUCGUAAGGAGAUCUAACAGAGAAAAGAAAGCUGUAGACCUCGAUUUGUUCGCACGUAUUAUACAAUAUUCUGAGAAGGAAGUAAGAAAAAAUGCGGAAUCGGCAGCAACCAGUUUGGUAAGUGAACAAUCUAAAAAUACAUCAAAGUCGAGAAGCAAUAAAAAAACAACUUCAGCAGCCGCCAAAAACGUAGAAAAAAAAGAGUCGGCAUCGAGAAAAACGAGAGCGUCCAGACAGGCGGAAAACGCACUUAUCAAAUCUAAAACGGAUAAAAGUAAGGGUACCACAGAAGAAAUUCCCGAUGAGGUGGAGGCUCAGGGCUCAUCGGAAAACAUUGAAAUUCCCGUGGCGCCUAGUUCAUCAGAAAACAUGUCGACGGAUGGAAUAUCUCCAGUGGAAAGUGAUACUGGAACCUCCAAUAGAUCAGACACGGAGUCGAUGGAGAAAAAAAAGUCACCCCCCAAAAAAAGACGCACUAGUCAUUCUAAGCCUCCAACGAAAAAGACGAAAAAAAAAACUGCGCCUACCAGAGUUUCGACCAGAAAGAAGCCUACGAAGAAUGGCAUCGAACGCAGAAUUGAAACGUCAGAUCACGAAACCAUUGAGAACGACGAAAACACGACGUUGGUUGAGAUCGAUUCACAGGGCGAAUCAUCUAUGAAAACAUCGGAUUCGACGGAAAAACCAUCGAAUGUUUCUGGGACUGCAACGGAAGCUACCUCGACCAUUGGGGAAGUGACAAGUGCUGCGGAAAUACCGGAUGUGUCAGUUGAAGAAGAUGGGUCCGUAAAAGCCGCAGUGAAAAGAAAGAAAGCCGACGCUGAAAGUAAGACGAACAAGAGGAGAAGGAAGCAUGGGACAAUGGAAAUGCCCAGCGAUGAGCUGCCGGCAGAUCCUUCGAGCACGAUCGAAAUCGAUAUCGAGGCCCACAGAGAGGUUUGGCAAACCAUAGCUGCGGAUGUGGAUAGGAUUGGGAAAGGAGUCUCGGGGACUUACAGAUUGACAAGCGCUUGUGGAUUUUUAGCUCUGGCUCCGAAAAACACCCAAUCGUUUGUCAACAACGAGAACGAACAGAUUUAUUUCCGACUGGAAGGAACGUAUAAUUUGAUAUUGGGAAACGCCUUGGUGAAGAACCCGCCUAUUUUCAUCAUACCCAAAGGUGUCCCAGCUGAAUUGAGGAAUACCGGUAAAAAACGUGUCUUAUUUAUGUAUGCAAUGAGGUGAACAGAAUUUAUUUCAAAGAAACAUAGUUUUACAUAAUUUUUUGUUUGUUUUUAUACCUUAGUAUUUAUUAUCUAUUGUUAUACUGUCAUUGCCAAAUAAAACACAUGUAUAGUU